GCCCGGUCCUCCGAGACCCGGAAGUGGAGGAUGGCUGAGGCGUCGCUAUGCGCCCGGCGCCCGGCGAGCGGCCCGGAGAAACCGGAGAGGAGGCGGCUGAGGUGAAUUUUGGCGGGGAGGGGAGGGCAGCGCGCGCGCGUAUGUUGCGCGGCCAGCUCGGACUCCUGGGUUCUUCUUUCGCGCCCAGUGGCGCCGCCGCCGGCUUCCCUUCCGCCGGGUCUGAAAAGGCGAGGGAGGAAGGGCAGGUUCCCGGCGGCGGCGGCGGGGGAGGAGCCUCUCCGAGCCAUUUUUGAGGAGAACGAGGGUUUGGUGUGGGGUCCACGGCGGAGCCCCGAUGCGCCGGUAACUGGGCCUCGGCGGCGGAGCUGCGGGAAAGCCGUGCGGGAAGCUGGGUGGGUGCCCCCCCCCCGUUGUGGCGGACGGCGCCCCUCGUUCCAGCGGCGGCGGAGGAGGAAAGUCCUCUGUUUGAAUGGCUGUCCCGGGCCAGGCUGGUCUAAGACUGCGGUGAAACAUGAAGUGUGUGUAGCAGCUUCCCACAGCUGGCUGGCUAUUGGAAACUGUGUCCUGGGCUGGAUCCUGUCACCCUCCAGAUGUUGUUGGGCUGUUAUCAGCCCCAUAGCCAGUACUGAGGGAUUAUGGGAAUUGUGGUUCAGCAGCACCUUGAGGGCUAUAGGCCCCCUGUCCCUGUGCUAUAGCCGUCAGCUUCCUAAAAAUCUCAUGCUUGUUAUGUGGAAAGAACCAAGUGCAGAAAAGGGCAUAUUAUCCAGCUGCUGCAUCAGCUCCCCUAGUUCGAAAAGUUGCAACAUUGGGAGCUUUUUAGCUUAGCAAAAAAAGAGGCUAGCAAGGGACUUUAGUUAGAUGCAGCCAAGGUAAUUCUUAAUGUCUUAAAGCGUAGGAGCCCAUGUAUUACAUAACAUGCAGACAUGUAAUAAAAACUAAGUAUUCUUUAAUCCUGAGAUGAAAGAUGAACCUUUUUGCAUAUUUUCUUCCUCAUAGGCCCCCAUCCUUUCAAGUCUGGGAUCUACUUGCUUCAUUGUGCUGUUAAAUGUAACCUAGCAACAGGGUAUUAUACUGACAGUGUAACUUGGUUUUUAAGUUCAGCAGAUCUGCUGAUUUUAAUGAAAAUCCCAUUUUAAUAUCUUGUUUUUUCUUCUAUUCUCCGUUUAGUUUCUGCAUGAUAUGGCUUCUUCCAGCAUUCUUUGCAUGGAACUAUUAAGAUAUGUAAUUUGUAUUAAAUAGCUGGUAUAGUUUGCGGAAGGUCACAAUGUUUCAGAGGUAAGUACCGUAUUUUUCGCUCUAUAAGACGCAUCAGACCACAAGACGCACCUAAUUUUUGGAGAAGGAAAACAAGAAAAAAAAAAUCUGAAUCUCAGAAGCCAGAACAGCAAGAGGGAUCGCUGCGCAGUGAAAGCAGCAAUCCCUCUUGCUGUUCUGGCUUCUGUGAUAGCUGCGCAGCCUGCAUUCGCUCCAUAAGACGCACACACAUUUCCCCUUACUUUUUAGGAGGGAAAAAGUGAGUCUUAUGGAGCAAAAAAUACGGUAAUUAUAAGUACUUCAUGUUGCGGUAUCAUAAUUUGGAACACGCACACUUGGAGUUCCAUUUCAAACCAUAAAUUGUUAAGUGGAAAUUACUCAUAAUAAGACUGCAGAGUCUGCAUUAAUGCCUUCAGCAAUGGGAAACCUCUGGCCCAUGAGACCAUUUCCCCACCUGCCCCGUACCUGAUGCCGCAUAUGACAUCAGGUGUGGAACAGGUAAAACACAGUUGCAGAGAAAUAGUUGGAAGCCUUAAAAUUCUCCUCUAAAUGUUCUUUGGCAGGCAAAUUUUGUAUGUGGUACCUUUUAAAUGUUGCCCCAAAGGCAAGCCUGCUGGGAUUUGUUCCACAUGGCAGCUCCCAAACAGAGCUUCUGAGUGCAAUUGAUCUACGCUGAAAGCAAGGUUUGCAGGUGCUGCCAAUCAGUGUGUUGAGUGACACCAUCAAAAUCUGUGCCUUUGUCCAUGCAAUUUGAAAUCAAACAAUGUGGGCAAAAGAAAAUGUUUCAACUGAUGUCAUAGUGAUGUCAGGCAAUUCUCAUACAUGCAUGAAAUGGAUUUUUUGAACAUAUUGUGAUAGUGUUGCAUCUGCUAGCAGCCAAUUUGUUUCUGAUUCAAGGUUCUAGUUUGUAAAGUUGUAAUCAUUAUAUAUAUUCUUUACACACACACACACCCUGCCGAUUACUUCAAAUUCUGUUUAGAAAGUAGGGAUUAACUUGGUAAUAAGACUUGAAAUCUUAUUGCAGUUAAAGCCUUGAUUGUACAAUGUGGGUUUUUGUGUUUUAAAAUGUUAUUUAAAAUACAGUGUGUUCUGUUGGUUAUUUAUAGCUGGAAGCUAGCAGUUUUGUUGCUUGCUUCAGCAUGAAAUUGCACUGAUACAGAAGAUGAAUUUCAGCAAAUGUAUGCUGGAAGGUCAUCAAGCAUCAGACUGCAUUCAGUUAAGUGGGAAGUUUACAUAACCUCACAUUGCUCUGCUAGCUUCAGUGGAAGUCGUGUAAGCUAGCCCUGGGCCUCUUCGGAAGGAAGAGUGAGAUAUAAAUUUAAUAAUAAUAAAAUUGCCUGUAUCUCCAAUUUGUGAGUAACUGUGUUAGUGCACUUGCUUCAGAUAUGAGAGAUGAAUUGACCACCUCAGAACAUGUAUUUCAUAUUGCCAUGCCCUCACACAGUAUGGUUUGGUGAAUGGAGUUGCUGGAGAUGUAUCUGAGAGGCCUUCACUAUCCUUAGCCUAGCAACAUUGUUGUGUGGUUAAAAUAGGACAGUCCCAUGCACACCAUCCUGUACUUUUUGAAAGAAGGGUAGGAUAUAGAUCAGGGAUCAUUGCUAAUAAUUUGUUACAUUGGUUUAGUUUUUGUGCUCAUCAGAUGUUGGAUCUGAAUAAAAGUACCAUCUUUUUAAUAUCACUGCAAUCUUUUCUUUUCAGUUCCUAUUUGUACCAUUGGUCCUGGGGAUUAUGUUUGUGUCUUAUGAAUCUGUAACAUUUGGCUGACAAUAGAAGUCUCUCUUACUGUACCUUGCCUGAUCAAACUGUUCUGAAAUGGGUAGGUAAGUAUCUGAAUACUGUCGGGGUGAAAGGAAUAUGCUGUGUGCUUGAUGGGGAUGAAACAGACUUAAAAGUCUAUUUGACUUUGGGCUCCCUUAAUUUUGACACUUCCUGUACUAUUUUUAUUGAUGAAGGUACAGUUGGAGACAAAACACCUCACAUUGUUAACAAGUACAGUGCUACCUCGGGUUAAGAACUUAAUUCAUUCUGGAGGUCUGUUCUUAACCUGAAACUGUUCUUAACCUGAAGCACCACUUUAGCUAAUGGGGCCUCCUGCUGCCACUGCACCGCUGCUGUGCGAUUUCUGUUCUCAUCCUGAAGCAAAGUUCUUAACCUGAGGUGCUAUUUCUGAGUUAGCGGAGUCUGUAACCUGAAGCGUCUGUAACCCGAGGUACCACUGUAAACUGUUACAGCUGAAUACUGAACUAUACAAGAUACAAAUAGGUACAAAUAAUGAAUAGAUAACAAAAGGUGCUGAAUUUCCGUUGCUUGUUUUCAGCACUUGUGUCAUGAAAAAAUAUAAAACACAAAAGGAGCUCUGCUGAAUGAGACUAAAGGCCAUUCUAUUCUAGCACUCUGUUCUCACACUGGCCAACUAGAUGCCAAUGGGAAUUCUGCAGUGAGAACGUGAAAUUGACUUAAAUGGAAAGGACUCACAGUGGCAUUGCAUGUAAAUUGGAAAAGUGGGUAAAUGGUGUUUGGAAAUAACAGCACAUAUAUAAAUUAUUUUUAAAAUAUUUUACCAGGUUUGUCAUCUACUUAACGCUUUAAAAAUGAAUUGAUAAGAUAUGCAUUUGAGAGAUUGUGAUAAAGGAAAAGUGUUCUUUGAAAAAAUGUUGCACACCUGUAGCAGGCAGCAUCAUAAAGGAAGCAUUGCCCUUUCUCACACAAGAAGAAUGGUGGUACUUGCUUCCACAAUUUAAAAAGUAAUUUUAAUCAAACUGAAAUGAAAAGCUGCUACUUGAUUAAAUUGGGGCAUCUUUUAGUAAAUCAAAAUGCAUUUAAUUGCUUAAGUUAAUCUAACUGAUGAAUGAAUUGAAGAUUCCAUCUCUAAUUACUGCAACUCUAUACCAUAAAUGUAGUACCCCUCAUGUUGUAGUCCUGGAGUCUGAGAUAUGAGGAUUUUGGCUUGCCCUAGGGUCAUCAUGCUCUGGUCCAUGGGGUCACGAAGAGUCGGACACAACUAAAUGACUAAACAACAACAAGAAGGGUCAUCUAAUAAGCUCUGCUUGACUUACAGCAGAAACUACGGUACACAAACUCUUGAAUAUAGCAGUGUCUUAGAAGGCUACACUGUGGGAGCUGAAAUUUCUGACCACAUAUACAAUGUGGUCUGACUAAGUCAUAUCCCCUGAUCAUCUCUUCUUCCUCUCAGCAGUCGCCACCCUUGUGGCUUCACUCCUCUGUCGCCAGGCAGCUACUUGUGUUCAUAGCAGUAUUGGGGGCUAUGCAAACUUAGCUUGCAUUCACUCAUCUACUUAAGCAUAUCUAUGUUCUUAAUAUUGGAUUGUUGCUUCAGUGUCAAUAGUGAUGAUAUUGAUGUUUUAGAAUUACUGUAUUUGAGCAUCAUGACUGCAAUAGGAGGACAAGGUAUACAUCUUCUAAAUACAUACAAAGUGUAGGGAAGCAUUUUAAAUCUAGGAAUCAAGAGUUAGUAAUGUAACUUUUGGAGUCUUCCUUCAGUUCUUGAAACUGCAGAAUCAUCUAUUUGAAGAGUUUACAAUCUACUUAAAUUCACUAUAAAAUAUUUUCUGGCUUAGAACAUUUGGGAUCCAGUGAUUGGAUCCUUUGUGUGUCAGUGAUUAUACUGUAGUAAGGUACCUUUUCAGACAGGCUAUCUUUUUGUUUUCUAAAUUUCAGGAUCAGUGUUUCUUGUCUGUUUCCUGCUUCUUGGCACUUCAGCAUUUCCCCAGUAGGGUGUCCACGAAUAUUGAACACCACAUUACGGCAGAUUAUUGUCAUUGGGUUGCUCGCUGCUGCCUUUUUCUUGCUGUACUAUUCUGUUGUAAAAUAUGGCUACAGGGACAAAAAACUGCACAGGUAAGAACAUCCUGUAAGACAAAUAUAUAUAUUCCAAAAGUGUUUGUUCACAUCUGAGAACAACACAAGUAACGGAUAGUUGUUUUUGCUUUUAAAUGUGCUUCUAAGUCCAUAUAAAUUGAAUGCAAUUUGCAGUGAGAUCUUAUGCUUGUUGACUCUUUAAGCUCAGUCCCACUUUGCUGCUAAACAACACUUUGAUGCUCUCUUCCAGGUAUCUUGCUCGAGUAACCGACACAGAAGCUACAGAUACCAACAAUCCCAAGUUGAACUAUGGUAUUAUGGUGGACUGUGGUAGCAGUGGAUCUAGGAUCUUUGUGUAUUGGUGGCCGAGGCACAAUGGCAAUCCACAUGAUUUGCUGGACAUCAAACAAAUGAGGGACAAAAACAGCAAACCAGUGGUUAUGAAAAUUAAACCAGGUAUUGGAGAAAAGGCCAUAACUUUUUUCCCCCUGCCAUAGCUUAGCAGCAUGUCUUAAAAGGAAUGGUAAUUUAUAAAAAUGUAGCAGUUUCGUUUUAUUAAAUGUUUCAUUGUGUUUUAUCCCUGUUUUACUUGGGAUGAUACAUGCAGGCCAAUUCCGUCCAUGUUUACUUGGAAGUCAGUCCAUAUAGCCAAGGGUUUUGAUUUCAUUCUAACCUCCUUCACCUCAUUCUUGCAGACAGCUCUGCUUGCUAUUGUAACAUAAAAACAAAGAGUUGUUUCCCUGUGGUUUGAAAUUCAGCACUGGUUGGCCUGUGCAGUAAACUGGAAGGUUAUAACUUUAGAAAAACUCAUUGAGGAAGGACCUAUUGGUAGUUAACUAACAGUGACUGUUUCAUGGAAGCUAGCUUGUGUAGAUAUAUAAAAAGGUGGUAUAUAAAUAGAAGUUGACAUGUUAUGUUUAGAUUUUAUUUGUUGUCAGACUCAAUCUGUGGUAUCUGUUCAGUGUCCUUAUUUUUUAUGUGAAUAAAUAUGAUCAAGUCAUACUUUUCUUUUCAUCAGUGAACUGUGUUUAUAUGCAAUAUUUACUAAAAAAAAUUACUGCUGUAGCCUAAAAUGCCAAUAUAGCAUGUGAAAUUAUGCUAUUUGGCAUAUUUAUGAAAUUUACAGGGAAUACCUUUAGGCAUUUUUACUCAGGCACAAGACUCUGUUUAGUGAAACUUACUUCCAAUUUGGAAAAAAAUAAAAUAGAAAAAAUUGGAGAACACUAAAAAAAACCCACCUACGAAUUGUCCUGUUUUCCAGAAUGAGUGAAAUGCUUUUAAGGAUCUGGAAUCCGUGGACCAGUUCUAUUCAAAGUGCAAACUUCAGGAUGCUAUAUGCUUUUCCUGACACAUAAAUUUAAAGAUGCAUCAUUCAAGUACCUGUAAUAUGGCCUUUUCCCUGGCAUUCAAACAUACUGUGUAUGCCUCCCUUCAAUUAUUUGACAUCUUGGGGCCUUUCUGCUCCAUUUGGUUGCAGGGCCGUUAUAUGGGCUCCAGUUAUAUAUGCCUUUUAUGCUCUAAUAAAACAUAUUCCAAAGUCCAUUCUAAUACAGCCUUUGUAGCAUGGGAGCCAAGGUGUUUUACCUUUUGCCUAGAUAAUGUUACUAUUCUCGGCUCACAUAUCAUGGUUUUUUUCAACAACAGUCUUGACCUUUCCGGAAACAGGCUUUUUUAAAACCAAGAAAUCACUUUUGUAGUAAAGUUAUGGCCACAUGAAUUAUACAGGCUAGUAGAUCCUUUUGCUCAGGCAGUAUUUUGUCUUUAAUUUGAUUGGCAUACUGAAUGCUACCCAGAAAAUUCACCAAAAAAGCAAACAGGUUAUUCAGCUUCCAACUCUUACAAUCAGAAACUCUUUGAAAUAAUAAGGGUUUUUUUGUAUGUUGGACUCUCCCACUUUCUGCUGUAUGCAUAUAUACUCAUAUGUAUCUCCACUGCUUUUUUUAGGCAUUUCAGAAUUUGCUACCUCUCCUGAAAAAGUCAGUGACUAUAUUUUCCCACUUCUGAGCUUUGCUGCUGCACAUGUACCCCGUGCAAAACAUAAAGAAACACCUCUGUAUAUCCUUUGUACAGCAGGGAUGAGAAUCUUACCAGAGAGGUGACUGAAUAUCUUUUUUCUAUUACAGUUUAAUACAGAGAAUUGAGUAUGUUAGGGGUCUAUUUGUAUUUUAAACAUAUUUGGAAUCUUGCAGCCAGCAAAAGGCAAUACUAGAAGACCUGCUAACUGAUAUCCCAGUGCAUUUUGAUUUUCUGUUUUCGGACUCGCAUGCUGAGGUUAUUUCAGGAAAGCAAGAAGGUAAGGAACUGCUUUUGAAAAAGACAAGUUUGAAACCACAUUCACUAGACUGAUGGAAUGUCUGUCCAGGGAGCAGGUCCCCUUCAGUGGGUGACAGAGAACUGCUGCAAGAAACACAAUUGUAAGAGAUGCUGUGGAUCACAACACAGAAUGAGGAGAGCAGAGAUAUGUCCCUUUCCAGUAUGUCUAUAUACCUAGUUAGCCUACAACCAGAUUGUGUCGAUACCAGGUCACUCCAAUUUUAAGAAGCAAAAAACACAGGCAAAUUGGAAGUUAAUUUUGAAGGGGCAGGGGCUCCUUAGAUUGCUACAUUUCCUCUCUACUAUAAAUUUUAAAAAAUAUCCAGGGAUAUAGCAGGGUUAGGGAGUUUGAGGGUGUUAGCUUGGUGGUUGGUUUUUUAGGUAGAAUAUAUUUGGUGGGAAGGAGAAUGAAUGGAUGAGAAGUCUUCCCUGCAUGAUAUAAGAGUAAAAUCAGCUGGAUUUGUGCAGUAUCGAGAGAGGCUGAGAAAGGGCUUUAUUGGAGAUUCAUCAGUGGAAUGUCAACAGUUGAUCUGAAUAAAGCAGAUUCUAAAUGUGAUGUGGGUGGCCUAGGGCUUGCCAAUGAGAAGGUCGGCUGUUCGAAUCCCCACGAUGGGGUGAGCUCCCGUUGCUCGGUCCCUGCUCCUGUCCACCUAGCAGUUUGAAAGCACGUCAAGUGCAAGUAGAUAAAUAGGUACCGCUCCGGCGGGAGGGUAAAUAGCGUUUCUGUGUGCUGCUCUGGUUCACCAGAAGCGGCUUAGUCAUGCUGGCCACAUGACCCAGAAGCUGUCUGUGGUCUGCAGACAAACGUCAGCUCCCUCAGCCAGUAAAGCGAGAUGAGCACCACAACCCCAGAGUUGUCUGCAACUGGACUUAACAGUCAGGGGUCCUUUUACCUUUAAAUGUCUUUGAAUAACCAUACACUGUUUACCCCCACACCCCUCCAUUAUUUUCAAAUGCAAUUACAUUGUGUGAAAUGCUGUUUUUGCAACUCACCUGUAUUUCUUGUAGCAUCCUUAGUUUGAUUUCUCUUAUUUUUUAAAUUUAUAUAUUUAUAGUCUAUAUUUUGAUUUUUAAAAAAAAAUCAAGGCAGAGUACAAGAUGCAAGAAGAAAAUUGGCAUAAAAACGUGAUGAAAAACAUAAAUAAGUCAUCGGGUGUUUCUUUGUCUGCUUAGCUGACUGCUUAAUUCACUGCACACAUCACAGAUACUGGAAUCUUUAUUUUUUUGUAAGCCUUUCUUUAUCCCUUGUUUGUUUUUUCCAGCAAUACACCUCUUUCCCCUCAUCAUAGUUCCUGUGCCUUGUGGCCCUCGAGAAGUGUUGCCCUGCAACUCCUAUCAUCCUUCUGGGGAUGAUGGAAAUUGGAGUCCCAACAACAGCUAGAUGGCCACAGAGUCCCCACGCCCGUUUUAGCUAAGCCAUCGUGUUCUGUUAUUUAUAGUUGUUCAUUGGCAGGCUUGUACUAUAAAGCUGGAGGGACGCAGGUGGCACUGUGGGUUAGACCACAGAGCCUAGGGCUUGCCGAUCAGAAGGUCGGCGGUUCGAAUCCCCGCGACGGGGUGAGCUCCUGUCGCUCGGUCCCUGUUCCUGCCAACCUAGCAGUUUGAAAGCACGUCAGAGUGCAAGUAGAUAAAUAGGUACCGCUCCGGCGGGAAGGUAAACGGCGUUUCCGUGCGCUGCUCUGGUUCGCCAGAAGCGGCUUAGUCAUGCUGGCCACAUGACCCGGAAGCUGUACGCUGGCUCCCUCGGCCAAUAAAGCGAGAUGAGCGCCGCAACCCCAGAGUUGGUCACGACUGGACCUAAUGGUCAGGGGUCCCUUUACCUUUACCUUUACUAUAAAGCUGCAAGAGCACACUCUGGUGGCAACAUUUGGAAUCGCUGGGCAGAGCACUUUCAUACUACAGUACAGUCAUACCUCUCAAACGCAUUGGCUCCUGAACAAAUCAGCUCCCAAAUGAUCGAAACCUGAAAGUGAGUGUUCCCAUUUUCGAAUGAUUUUCAGAAGCUGAAUGUCCGGCGUGUCUUCCGCUCCUGCAGCCAAUCGGAAGCCUUGCCUUGAUUUUUUAACUGUUCCGGGAGUCGAAUGGACUCCUGGAACGCAUUCUGUUCGAGAGCCAAGGUAUGACUGUACAUAGAUUUUUAGAAGGUCUUGGAGAGGCUGGAAUUUUCUGUUUUUUUUCACACAUCGUUGUGGCCAGUGAGGAAUUGUUGUUUUUCUUUUUUUUAACCAUGUACCUGAGAAGUAGCAUGUCUGGAUUAAUUUUUUUAAAAGGAAAGUAGUUUUCCAUACAACUCAAGUUUAUUGGGGCUCAUCCAGACUUGUAGUUGUCCAGUGCCUAGAAUGCAGUUUUACCCUUGCCCUGCCAUUUUCCUCCAGAAAACCCGCUGUUUAGCAAUAAAUUGCAGCAAACAUCAAUCCAGAGUAAAUCUGAUUGGCAUUUGCACAAUUCAGUGGUAAAGAUCUGGUUUCCCGGGGUGAAAGCGACUGGGCAAGGGCAAGUCUCGUUGGGCCCUUGUUAUAAUACUGUUUUAAUUAAGUUUACUAUGUUUAAAGGCACAGCUCAAUAACUUUUAAUACUUAAAAUUGUUCUCUUAAAUUUUCUAGGAGUAUAUGCAUGGAUUGGAAUCAACUUUGUCCUUGGAAGAUUUGAGCAUACCGAUGAUGGCAAGUGUCUUAAUAGCACUCUAUGUAGCCUACCAAAGGGAGAAAUGGUGUUGAUGGUCCGAUGGCUGUUGCUAGUGGACAAUAUCCUGCAGCAGCUGUGAAUGAAAGUUGAUCAGCAGCUGUGCUUGGUGGAUUCUAAUCCAUAAUAAAGAUAUAGAGUCUAAAAAUAUGUGUGUCUAUUAGAGAACAGAAGGCAUAAAACAAUACCCUAAAUAUUUUCAGCUACAGAAAUUUUAACAAGGCAUUGUGUGUGUGUGUGUGUGUGUGUGUGUGUGUGUGUACACACACACACACACACACACACACGCACCAGGAAGUCCCAAAAACAUUAGCUUUUGAGAGGUAUGGAGGAGACUUUGAAUAAGUGCUUCAACCCCAUACUGUAUUAUUUCCAUUGCUAUUUUCUGUAUCUUUCCCUGCUCUGUGUUACGAUUUUUGAAAACAAUAUACAAGGCAUUCUAAAUAUGCCUACUUUAGAAUGUCAUUGCAACAUUUCCUGUUUUACUCCAAGCUUCUUUCCUAAUAUUGUUAAAACAUAUAGCACAUAUUUUCUCCCACAACAAGCUAACUUUCCUAUUACCUUCCAGGACUCUUGUCAUUAUGGCUGUGAUGUGGGAUCAUUGGGGCACUAUGCUCAGAGAGCUUACCGAGAGUCCUCCUCAAGAGUGUUAUACCAAGAAUUGCAUGUUUUUGUCAACUCUGCAGCCUAGCAAACUCUUGGCAUUAGGCUGCCAUUGCAGGGUUGCCAUUGCUACUUUGUACCAAGCUAUGGCAGUGCAAAUGUUUGAAAUUCAGAUCCUCAGAAGGGUUUGUCCCCACAUCUCAACAUCCUUCACGUCUUGUCUUUCAGAGGAUGAUGCUGUAGUGGAGGUGCAUAUUCCUGGCAGUGAAAACAAGGAAGCCAUUCUUCGAAAGAGGACUGUGGGUAUACUUGACAUGGGUGGUGUGUCAACUCAAAUAGCAUACGAAGUCCCUAAAACUGUAAGCUUUGCCUCUUCACAGCAGGUUAUUAUCUGUACAACUUUUCCUUCUUUUCCUUUUGUUUUUUUCCUGUGUUUUAAUCCAUAUACCAUUGAUUCUUUUUCUUUUGCGUGUUAUGAGUUCUGUGCUUCACUACGUGACAUCUUCACCCCAAGACGAGAGGAGGUUGCAUCUUGAUGUCCCAUCAGCUAAGCAGUCUGCCUGUACAUGAUUCAUUUCAUCUGUCAGUUUAAUACAAAUGUCCUUGAAUUAUGCUACACAACCGUUAACUUUUCCUGGUGUUUAACCCCCAUUUUGAAUUGUGCCAUUUAAAUUGUGACACUUCUGGUGGGAAUAUGCGGUGGUGUAUGGAUUGUGGGUGCUAUUUAUUUUGGUUUGUUGGUUUGUUUUUAUAAAGUUUUAUUCAGACCUUUCCUAAUACAUUGCAAUAAAAACCAACUAAUCUAAACAAAAACAAAAACAUAAAAAGAAAGAAAAAAGAAUACAAAGUCCUCUUUCACAGAUAAAUCUUAACUUGUCACACACAGAGACAGGUGAACCAUCCCAGCUCUCACCUAGGAGAUUCUCUUCCCUACCUCAUGCCGGUUCUUUUGUCAAUUAUCAAUAACCUUCAUCAGCAUGUUAGCCCCUCUUUAACCCUGAAUAGAGAGCCACAAAUAAUACAAAAGACCAAAGCAAAGCAGAAAGAAAAAGGAAAGAAAACAAAUAAGAAUAUUAAAGAAAAGAAUAAAGUGGAAAUGAAAAAUAAAAAGUAGAUAAAAAGGACUUCCAACUAUCUAUCUGUCAGUUAUACUGUAUAUACUAUAGUUCUUCAAAACAGUCAAAUGUUCAAUCUAGAGUAGUAUCCAGCUGUUCCUUCCUCUGCUAGGUGCUUUUUUCUAGUUUUCCAUCUGGGACUCUCCUGUUCAUUUCUUUCACUGCAAGAAGUCCAAAGGAGGUUCUUCAAUUAUUAUUAUCUGUAAGAGUCAACAAUAGUCCCCCUCCAGUCCAACAUCACAACGUUCCCUCCAAUUUUAAGAAACAUUCAGUCCUUAUUCCUUCCAGAAUUUCUUCACUAUGGUUAUGUAUUAACACAACAGUCCAUAAUUAUUUAGUUCUUAUAUAGUCAUUAAUCCACUCCCAAAUUAAUAUCUUCCAAUCCCAUUUCCUUGUAGCUAUUGGUUGUCAAUCCUUUUUUUUUUAAUAGAAUUUUUCUCCUCUUCCAUUCUUUUUCCAAAAAUGUUUCAGGAGACGUAGUACCUUUUCCUUCCAGUUUCAAUCAAAAUUAUACACACAGUCCUUUCUUUCUCAACUCUAUCUCUUUCAGUUCAGGAUAUUUCUUAGUCUCUCCAUCUAUGCACGCCACCACCUCCUCCAACAUCAUAACUCCAGCAUUUGGCUAUUUCACUCCUUCAGGCAUCUGUGUGGAUGUUCUCUGGAUUUCAUCCUCUAUUGUCUCCAAUUUUACCAUUCCGUUCUCCUUUUCUGGCAGUUCUCCACCAGCAUUUUCUCCAAAUAUUCUGUAACUUCUCCAGCCUCAGCUUUACACAGUACAAUUUUUAAAACCAUUUUGUUCAUCUCCACUUUAAUUUCUAACAGUUGCUUAUGGAAUAAUUGCUGCAUGACAUUGACAGUUAAUGGUUUAAAAUAAAAAUUUUAAAAAAUUCCUUCCAGUAGCAGCUUAGAGACCAACUAAGUUUUUUAUUGGUAUGUGCUUUAAAAUAGUUUAAAAUUCAGCAUCCACGGUGCACUCUCAGAAAUCCACACGGUUCUUGGUUAUCUUAAGAGUCAAGCAGUGCAUUCCUAACAUUUCAGUCCCAUAGGCAGCCAUGUAGCUCCGCUUUUCAAGCAACACAUUAAUCAGUGAGAUGGAGGGUUGAAAAUAGAUCACAAUAAAAUGAAAACCUCUCAGAAAUGGAAAACCUCCCAGCCGUAGAUAACUUUAUUUGAUAAAUUACUUAAACACGCUUCAUCCUUUAUUUGUUUUCAGCCUCUUAAUGAUGUGUCCUCUUAAGCCAACUGGCAGGUCAUAUUUCACAUGAACAUUUUAACCAACAGACAGAGAACGCCUCUGUAGAAAUUUCAAAAGUAAUUCAGGAAAGGAGGUUUUGCUGGACUUUGCUCUAGAGACUAACCUCUAGGGCUAUUAAGUGGUGUUUGCACCAGGUUACGUGUCUUCUGCCCCCAAUGCAUGUUCCUCAAAGAUUUCUCUGUCCCAUGGAGGGAGUAGUAAUUCCAGGGCAUUCAGAAGUUAAUAUAUCUGUCCCUUGCCUUCAGUAAUUUAUACUUUAUAUGUGGUAAAGAUGUCAAAGGGAGGGAAGGAAAAGAAGAGGCAAGAGUUAACGGGUGAAUAUAAGAACAUGUACAGUUCCCCCAUGGGUGGGCUGCAACCAGGAUCAUAAAUUGCGCAGAUUUGGUCAACUAGCAGAGUUUUGGGUUUUGGUGCUGCUUUCUUUAGCAAGGGCUACCCAAUGUGGUGCUCUCCAAAUGUUAAUCAACUGCAACUCCUAUCAGCCCCAACCAGCAUGUCUGAUUGCCAGACAUGAUGGGAGUUGUAGUCCAACUGCAUUUGGAGGUCCCCCGCUUUGACACUUGGGUAUUGAGUACAAAGAGUUCCUCUAGAGAAAGUUCUUGUGAAAAUGUUUAGAGAGCUGCAGAUUUGAAAUAACUUCCCUAUAUUCAGAGUUAAGCGUUACACAACACAAAGCAGAGCUGUUCAUGCCUCUUUAAUCUCGUGUUUUGGGAUCUGCAGGAGGAGGUGGCCAAGAACCUACUUGCAGAGUUUAAUCUAGGGUGCGAUGCUCACCAAACAGAACAUGUGUACCGAGUUUAUGUGGCAACUUUCCUCGGCUUUGGUGGAAAUGCUGCCCGGCAGAGAUAUGCAGACAGCAUAUUUACCACCACAGUAUUUAGAAACAGGUAAUAUUCUAUAAUUAACUUGAUUUCCAGAUUCAGUUGAUUUCCCUCCUAUACAUGUCAACAUUUAAAUCUUCCCCAGUGAGAUGGGCACAUCUUCAGAUGGUUGCAGUAAUCAUGUAGGUAAGAGCUAUUUGACAGUGGGACAGACGCCCUCAGAAGGUGGUGGACUCUUCUUCAUUAGAGAUUGUUAAGCAGAAGGUGGAUGCUUUAGUUGAGAUUCCUGCAUUGCAGGGGGUUGGACUAGAUGACCAUGAAGGGCCCUUCCAGUUCUACAAUACUAUGAUUCUAUAAGCUCCUUCCCAGCACCCUCUCCUUGUAGGGCUUUGGCUCAACUGGAAUUCCAGUCAGGCUGGCUCUGCCCCCACCCCUUUCCUCACACCUCAGUUCCAAGGAACUUGGAAGCCUCACUCUUAACUGCUACGUGUCUCCCCAGCCCUUCCUUAUCUGACUUAUCUCCCAGCCAUCAUUAUGAUUAAUAUUGCCAUUUACCCAGUUUGUAUAUACUGCCCUUCACAGGGCAGUUCACAAAAUGAGAACACAAAAUACAUAACAAACAAAAACAAACCAAUAACCCCUCUCCCACAAACAGAUUUAAAAGGCUGUAUAAUGUUUACUCAGCCAAAGGCCUGGUUAUAGAGAAAUGCUUUUGCUAGUGCUUAAAUAUGCCAUGAAGGUACCAGGUGAGUCUCCCUGGAGAGAGCAGUCCAGAAGCGGGGAGCCACCACAGAAAAGACCCUGUUCUCAUGUUACCACCUCUGGACUGCCAGCAAGCCCUGCUGACCAGCGUCCCGAUCGUGUAUCCAUGCAAGAGGAACAUUAGAAAAAGCUUUCUCAUGGGAGGAGCUGUGUGGCACUGGAACAGCCUGCCUCAGGGAGUGGUGGGCCCUCCUUCACGGGUGGGAUGGUUGUCUGUCAGGGAUGUUAAGCACAGGUGGAAUGGUCCUCUGUUAAGGAUGUUGUAGUUGCAUCCUGCAUUGACCACCACAGGCCUACUAGAAGUCACAGAUUUUGCCAUUGUGUUGCUUUCCCCAAUUUGUGCCUGCCCACCUGACACAGCGCUAAGUGGGACCACUCUCCAAGGCAGAGCGAUCUGGUAUCCUGUAAACGGUUUUUGCACAUGUAACUUUGCUCAAUCUUUGUUGCAGGCUUCUAGGCAAACAGAUUGGUAUGACUUCUGAUACCCCCUAUUUAGACCCUUGCCUGCCUUUGGAUGCUGAGGAUGAAAUCCAGCAGAAUGGGCAGAAGAUGCAUCUUCGAGGGACAGGAGAUUUUCACUUGUGCCGUGAUGUUAUUCAGCCUUUCAUGAAUAAGACAAAUGAGACGCAGACUUCUUUGAAUGGCAUUUAUCAGCCUCCUGUGCACUUUGAGAACAGCGAGUUCUAUGGGUUCUCGGAGUUCUAUUACUGUACCGAGGAUGUAUUGCGGAUGGGAGGAGAGUACAUCGCUGCUAAGUUUAUUAAAGCUGCAAAGGUAAAAGGUCCCUCUGCUUUUGGGUGGUGAAGGGGCAGCUAGAUUGUCAGACCAAGGGCCUGGGAGGCUAGGGAUCAUCUUCUCAGUGAACCCACAAAGCUAAUUUGGUGAUCUUGGGCCAAUCACGUUUCUCUCAGCCUAACCAGCCUCAGAUGGUUGUUGUGAAAGUGAAAUUGGCAGAGGUGGGGGUGGGGUGUGUGUGUGUAAGAGAGAGAGUGUGCUUUUUAUAUGACCCUGAGUUCCUUGGAAGGAGGGCAGGGCAAAAUAUAAUAAAAUUAAUGCUACUCUUUAUGACACAUGUACAUGAGUUGUGAUUGAUGUUGAAGAGUUUUGGUUCUGAGAGUCCUAAGUUUCUGUCAUUAAGGUAACAUUCUGCUAUAUAGGUAUAUUUAUUUCAUUUACGAAUUGCUUUCCAUGAAACAUCCCAAAGCGAUUAACAAUAAACCCAUCAGUAAGAAAGAUUUCCUAACCAAUACAGAUACAAACUGAGAUGGGAAUAUUCACUUAAAAGGAUUUUUGAAAAAGGAAGGUCUUCAGUUGGUACCAAAAAGGACAAUAGAGACAGCGCUUGUGUGAUAUGUAACGGGGUGGGUUCCAGAGGUAUAGACAUAUACAUAGAUUUCCUGCAUAUGUUCAAUAAAAUCCUCACCAGCCAACUCCUUAAUUUUCGGUUUGAUGGAGAGGGAACAGCAGGGGGUGGUAGUUACUGUGAUGAAACUGGGGAAGAGGUUUGGGCAAGAAGAGUGGCUGGAGGGAGCCUGGGUGAGGGAUAGUGCAGUUGCUCAUAGUGGUGGAGCAGAGAUGGGGGGUGGAGAUGGAAAGAGAUGUAAUUUUGAGCUAGUAGGCUCUGAAAGCUCAUACUGACAAGGGAGAAGCAAGUUCUUUAAAAAGGUGCUCAAUUUUUAUUUGAGCCCAACUGACACUUUUCUUUUUAUUUAGAGAACCUGUUUCUCCCUUGUGUGUGUUCCUGUUAUAACCCCCACCCUGUUUCAUUCCUGGAAGCUCUUCAUACAUAUUUAAGUCUCAUUGUAAGUGGAUGGAGGUGCAUUACUUUUUGUUGGGUUUUGCCCUAAGCAGGGAGGGGCAUUCGUGUUUGACUCCUCUUUAUUGCAGGCUGCUUUUUUAAAGAGUUUUGAAAAGGAUUAUCUUUAAUUUUAUCCUCUGAACACAGUGAGCGCUAUACUGUAUAACAACCCUUCCCUGCUGGCUGGCAGAAGGGAGAAAGGGCUGCCUAAAAUCUACCUUUGCCCCCACAAAUUCUGAAUGCCCCACCCCCAAGAUUUGUAGAUCAUGCCCCCCCCCUUUGGGCACCAGUUAAGAAUUGCUGACCUAGGGCAAGAUACUGUCUCCCAGCCUUAAGUUUUCUUGUCUGUAAAAUAGGAAAGUAAAAACAAAUGAAGGUUGGAUGCCUUACGAAAAAAACCUUUUUCCUACUCUUUCCUUCCUGUAUACUCAUUCUCUCCAGCCUUGCAUAUCCAUUUGCUGUGUCACUAACUUUGCUCCCAUAUGCUUUAGUGUAUUAAAAAAAAAGAUAACAACAUUGUAGAGUGGCUGCAAGAACCACUGAUUGUGAAGCAAUUUGCAUGUAAAAUUGCUGUAUAAAAUGUUGUUAAUAUUUAGGUCCAUCUUCUGGUGAGCUCAGAUAUCUGAAAUAAUGCAUCUCCCUUAAUUAGCCACCCCAGUUCCUUAGACCAAGGCAGAGAGGCCCUUUUUGUUGUCCCACCACCACGGGCAAUAGCUUUGGUAGUGACAUGGGAUAGGGCCUUCUCUGUGGUAGUGGCCCAGUUGUGGAUGAAGUAUGCCAGACACAUUUGGCAUUUUGGUGCCUGGCAAAUACCUGUUUGAUUGCACAGGCAUUUGGGGGAUUAUUAGUCCGCUCCUAGUUAGUUUUAAGUACUUAGGCAGUUUGGGGCAUAUGUUAAUAGUUUUAAUCAUAUUUUUACCAGCUCUUGUUUAUUAAAUAUGGAUAUAUUGCUGUUUUUUAAUUUUUGUAACCCUGAGAUUUGUAGAUGAUUGGGAUAAAAAUUCUGUGAGAUAAAGGAUAGAUAAAUACAGAAAUAUCUCCCUACCAUUCUAUUUUAUCCUUGCAAUGAUGUUGGGGUUGGUCAGGAUGAGAGACGGUGACUGCAUUUUCCCACGGUGAGGGGAUUUGAACGUGCUCUUCCUAAUUGAGGUGGGACACUCUGUCCAAAAUGCUGCGCUGCUUCUCUGGUUAAUGCAAUAGCCCUCAAUUUUCUUAGCCCCCAAUAUUUCAUUACAUUCCUUGCCUCCAAAAAUGUAUAAUAUUUUCUAUAUAAUAUUUUCACAUUGCCUUCAAAAUGUAUAUUUACAUUCUUUGUGUUUCUUUUUCAGGAUUACUGUGCAACAAAGUGGUCAGUCCUAAGGGAACGUUUGGACCGUGGUCUUUAUGCCUCGCAUGCAGACCUUCAUCGAUUGAAGUGAGUGUUCGUAUUCCCCCAUGGCUGGAUCUGCUUGAGCAUCCUUCCUGGGGAGAGAAGAGCCGAGAACAAACUGUACCAGUAGUUCCUAGAAGGAAACACUUCAAGGAGGCCCAGAAGCAUACAUUCUUGCCAUCUGAACUACUAGUCAUAAACUGCAGAGCUUUUUGGAACUGUGGUUGAGUACCGAGUACAGUUUCAUAAGCCCCACAAUGGGGCUGACCACCUACACGAGCUGGUUAGUACAGUGAUACCUCUAGUUAAGGACUUAAUCCGUUUCAGGGUGUUGUUCGCACCCCGAAAAGUCCACAACUAGAGCGCCUCUUCUGCGCAUGUGCACAGCGCAGUCAAAUGCUUCUGUGCAUGCGCGAAGAUCGCUUCUGCACAUGCACGGGCGGCAAACCCGGAAGUAUACACUUACGGGUUUGCCGCAUUCAUAAGAUGAAAGUCGGUAACAAGUGGAACAUAACAUGAGUUAUGACUGUAAUGCAAAUGCCUGAUCCGUGAACUUCUGUCUUCCCCCACAUAAGCUGGGCUUCCAUAAAAUCACAUUGCGCAUCUGGUGGUUCACACAAGCUCUUACCUCCAUGUUGGAGGAGUAGUGAGGGGACGUCCUCCAUCUCGGGAGGAGAGUAAUGAUCCAGUGAGUUUAUGGAUCAUAUCUUAGUGUUCCCGAAGGUGACUGAUUAGUGAAAAAGGCUUAUACUUUUCGGAUCCGCAGUGCCGGAUCUGUUAAAUGCUGCUGUUCCUGGAAAAAUGGAGUGGGUAGCACUGUGGUAUAAACCACUGGGCCUCUUGGGCUUGCUGAUCGGAAGGUUUGAAUCCACGGGACCAGGUGAGCUCCCGUGGCUCUGCCCCAGCUUCUCCCAACCUAGCAGUUCGAAAGCACGCCAGUGCAAGUAGAUAAAUAGGUAGCACUGUGGCAGGAAGGUAGACGGCGUUUCCGUGCACUCUGGCUUCCGAUACACCGUUGCGCCAGAAGCGGUUUAGUCAUUCUGGCCACAUGACCCGGAAAGCUCUCUGUGGGCAAUGCCGACUCCCUCGGCCUGAAGCGGGAUGAGCGCCCCACCCCACAGUUGCCUUUGACUGGGCUUAACCAUCCAGGGGUCCUUUACCUUUUACCUUAUCUAUUCCUGGAAAGUCCAAUAAUGCUGUCUAUUAAUUACAGAAAAUUAACAUGAGAAAGGCUUGUUAAAGUAGCCAAUACCUAAGCUUUCAUCCCACCUUUUUAUCUCUUGGGUUUAAUGUUCAAACCUGCUGGAGCAGAUGCACUCCCUCUGUCAUAGCAAAACUUAAUAAUCUAUUCCAUAUAAGCACCUCAUUUGUUGGGUGCAAUCUAGAGAAUGUCUGUGUAAGUUUUAAGUAGAAAGUGUGCCCUUGAAUAUGCAAUUAAAUGCACAAGACCAAGGGAAUUCAGUUAUUCUUUUUAGGCUGUGCUUUUUAUGUCUUAACGAGUUCUGCUUCUGUUUUAAAACAGCAGAAGUUGACUUCUUAAUGUUUAUUCUUUGUAGGUAUCAAUGCUUUAAGUCAGCCUGGAUGUAUGAAGUGUUUCACAACGGUUUCUCUUUUCCUGUAAACUAUGGCAACUUAAAAACUGCACUGCAGGUCUAUGACAAAGAGGUGCAAUGGACGUUGGGGGCCAUUCUCUAUCGAACACGAUUCUUGCCUUUGAGGUACGGCUUCGCUUUUCUUAAGUGUGGUGUUCAAAAAGAGCCAGUCACCAGUCACAACCCUUUCAGUGGAUAAUUUUCUCCAGAAAACUUUGCAUCUGUGACGCUUUCUGAGCAUAAUGUAGAGCUAGUGAGUUGCCCACCAGGUGGUGGGAAUAGAGGACAAAUGGAAUGGUAAACACUAGUUGUUGUUCACCUCUGUGUGCCCUGUUCCUCGAGACCAGCUCAGCAGCCUUUGCUGUUGGGUUGAUAGGCAUUCAGAUAGGUUUGAGAGGAUGAAAGGAAUUGGUCCAAGGAAGAUGACAUUAGUGUUACAGCUGCUGACAUCACAACUCCCCCCCAUAAGGUUCUAAGGGGUAGUUUAGGAGUUGGGGCUCUUCCCACUUGAAAAUCAGCAUAUUCCUCAGUUGCCCUCUCAGCUUUCUUCUGGCAUCUCUCCCACCCUUGCAGAAGCUGACUUGCUGAGGUGUGGGUUGCUGUAAGAUUUCUUUCACGCUAAUAAUUUUGUUCUGUUUUCCCAGGGACAUCCAGCAGGAGAAUUUCCGAGGCAAUCACUCCCAUUGGCGCAGCUUCUCCUUUGUUUACAACCAUUACCUAUUCUUCGCCUGCUUCUUUGUUGUGCUGCUGUCCAUCCUGCUGUACCUGUUGCGAUUGCGACGGAUUCACCGGCGAAUGCUACACAGCGGCCCGUCCCCUUCCCUCUGGAUCGAGGAAGGCCUCCCGCCACAGAAGAUCCCAGGAGCCUUAUAAGCUGCUGAACACUGGUCUUAGGACUUGCUAAAGAAAAAGCCAUCAUUUUUGCCUCAGGGUUCUUUUCUCAUCCCUAGAAACCGUUGCCCAAGUCUCUUGCUGCGGUGUUGGAAUCGAGAGGUCACCUGCACCUGGAAAACUGAGGGGGGGAAGCAGGGUCAGCUCCGCUUGGCUAGACUGAGGGAAUAUCAGCCAAAAUUAUUUUAAAAACUCAUACCUUAAAAGUAAAUGCACUUUGACAUUGAGGGGAGAUGUUGUGGAGGGAGGAACGAAAAGGGUGGGGCAGGGAAGACUUAAUGCCAGUAAAUAAAUAAAUGGGAAAGAAACAAACUAGUCUGUUCUCCACUGUUCUGUACACAACUACUGUGAUUGUUCUCUCAAUAUAUGGUAAGCCAGCUCAUAAAAAGUUCCUGUGGAUGUGAGGGAAAUCUUAUUAACCAAUAAUCCAUCCUGUAAGAUGGGUGGGGAACUGGAUGGGGCUGGCUGGCCAGACCAUUAUCUUCCCGCCCCUCUCAUGCCCACAGUGACAUUGGGUGACCCCUUUUUGCCUGCCUGGUUUGAAAUCAGACUGGGCAGAAGCACAGCCUGCAAAGCACAGACUUAUCAGUUGAAUGUCAGGGCUUGCAGAGUGCUAUGCAUAGCCCAUCCUGACAGGCAGCUGAUGGACAAUGCCCGAAACCCCCUUUUGGCUGUAACUCAUAUGAUGUUUAGUGUUGGGCAGGUAAGCCCAGCUGAAAUGGCCCGGUAGACUUAAUUGAGCCCAUGGGCUGGAGGCUCUCCAUUGGAGCCCUAAGGAUAUCUCAUUUGUCCCUAAGCUCCACACACUCCAUAUGCCCCAGAGCCACACUGACAUCAGACAAAGGGUUCUUUAAUCUAUUCGUUCCUGGUGUGAACAGCAACAUAGGCUUUAACAGAACUCUCCCUUGGUGCUCUUAAGCCGCUUGCUGUGUCUGCACAGAGGAACCAGCACCCAGGGAGAAUUGCGCAAAGUGAGAGUCAGCAGCAGGAUUCAUAAACCCUUCGCCGCUGUAAGCAAAUGCACAUUGCAGGACAAGGCCUCCACCCAGUCCUCUGCUGCUGUCCACGCUGGGAAUGAGAGUGUUAAAGAGCCUUUUGUUGGUGUCUUGGCUUGCCUGUGAGUGUGUCAGGGAACAGUGCCAAUCGGGCUGGUCUUGAAGCUCUGUUCAAAUGUCUUUAAAAAACAUUUUGUAAAAUAUGCUGACCAGGGCAAUAGAUCUUGAGGUUCUGAGCCGCCCCCUGAAAAGAGGGUUCUUCAGUUUGUUAACGUUGUGAUGUACAGUAUUCUUGCAAUAUUGUGAUGGAGCAAACCUGGCUAGCCAUUGUAAUGUACUGGUGUUGGGAAAUGCACUCAUAACGUGGCGCAGUUGGCCUUGCCUGCAGUCCCCUUGGUGUGCUUGGUAGCACUAUCUGUGCUGCGGCAGAGAGUUAAUAUAUGUGUGGCUUUCAGUCUUUGGGCCUGGCAGUAAUUAUUGAUCCUUUUGUAGCAGCAAAUAAUUGAGUGAGACUGAAACACUGCUUGGACGCGUGCUGGAAAGAUAACAUGUAUGCUGUCAUGUCCUUAUUUCUGGCUAUAGAAACUGUUUUUUACUUGAAAGAACAUGUUCAUAAUUUAAAGUGGCAUUUGUGUGAACAUCUCAUAAAAUACAAGCUUUAUCAUCUUAGAAAGCAGCAUCUGGUUUCACUCAUGCAUGAAGGGGUGUGUGGUGGGUGUGUGGGUGUGGGUGUGUGAGUGUGUGUGUGUGUGUGAGAGAGAGAGAGAGAGAGAGAGAGAGAGAGAGAGAGAUACUAGCCUAAUUGUACCUUAUUAGAAUCUCUUCCAGACUUGUGAAGUUGGAGUGGGAG
Messenger RNA from Podarcis lilfordi (Lilford's wall lizard), 22119 nucleotides. The record is from the annotation of a GenBank genome assembly. NCBI's taxonomy places the organism in Eukaryota, Metazoa, Chordata, Lepidosauria, Squamata, Lacertidae.